GUCCGAUCUCGGGCAGCAGGGUAUACGACUGCCGCCAGAGCGAAAGAGAUGGGGCGAAUUUUAACGCGGCGAGUGCCAACCGCGCACCGACAGCCCUGGUUGAUAAUGUGCACUGCGCGUGAUGUUGGUAGCCUCAGACCAGUAGUAGCACCACCCCGUGAUAGGUAGGGCCGCCCGUGUGUGUGAGUGUGUAGCGUACGUGUUCGCCGCCUGCCUCCAGAACGUACGGUUUCGAUGGUGCUCCUGGUGGGUGCACGUAGACCACAGCGGACAGACACCUACCUCUCGCCCCGAGCAUCCCCUUUCCCCGUUGCGGCGGGCGGGCUCAUCAGUGUGUAACGGGGUGCGGUUCCGGUGUAGCUACACCCCAACACCCCGAGCGCGGAGGGAAGCUGUAAUUUGGACCGAGCAGCAGCAGCGGCGGGCUUUGCAACAAUCCGACCAACCUUUCGGGCAGGUGGACGGUGCUAAACAAAGAAGAGAACCGUUUCCUAUCGAUUCUGGAUGGCCCCAGUCCUCAGCAAUCAAACGGGAGCCGUGUGUUUAUGAAGCAAAACCAAACAAGCGAACCCAACAACACACCGAUUUGACUCUCAUCACACACCUGCAGCAAGCAAGGGUGCAGCAGCACCCUUUCGAGACGCACACCGGGAUCCAGCACGUCCUUAGUGCGCUCAUUGGUCGCUGUACAACGAUGCGACCAAAGCGAACUUAAAGCCUGUUUCGUCCUGCGCUUGAUGGUUUGCCGAGUAGCAGCAGCAGCAGAAGCAGCAGCUCUGCUCACAAUAUUCUUAACCGACGCCGUCCAAGCCAGGGCAUAAGCUACACGUGUGUGUGUGUGAGAUUGAGAGAUAGACACGUCCCUGUUUCUUGCGCGCCCCUCCGGCUCAAAAAAAAGCAAAACGUAAAUAAAACCGAACACCACGCCAGCAAACCCAAAGCCGACCGAGCGAUGCUCAACUCCACCAGCAAGCACAUCCUGCACUGUGCGCUACUGUUCGGGCUGCUGAUCGUGUUCGAGAUCUUCUGCGGCGGCAUCAAGGUGACGGAGAGCGCGUUCGUCGCGAUCGACCCGUGGGAGGAGUAUGGUACACUGCUAACGAUCGUCCUGUACCUGCUCCGGCUGCUCACCUUCCUGACGCUGCCGCAGGUGCUGUUCAACUUCUUCGGGCUCGUCAUCUACAAUGCGUUCCCGGAGAAGGUGGUGCUCAAGGGAUCGCCCCUGCUCGCCCCGUUCAUCUGCAUCCGGAUCGUGACGCGCGGCGACUACGCGGAGCUGGUGAAGACGAACGUGCUGCGCAACAUGAACACCUGCCUGGACACCGGGCUGGAGAACUUCCUGAUCGAGGUGGUGACGGACAAGCCGAUCGGGCUGCCGAAGCACCGGCGGACGCGCGAGAUCGUCGUGCCGAAGGAGUACAAGACGAAGACGGGCGCGAUGUUUAAGGCGCGGGCGCUGCAGUACUGCCUAGAGGAUACGGUGAACGUGCUGAACAACAACGACUGGGUGGUGCACCUGGACGAGGAGACACUGCUGACGGAGAACAGUGUGCGCGGCAUCAUCAACUUCGUGCUGGACGGGAAGCACCCGUUCGGGCAGGGGCUGAUCACGUACGCGAACGAGAAUGUGGUCAACUGGCUGACGACGCUCGCCGACAGCUUCCGGGUGUCGGACGAUAUGGGCAAGCUGCGGUUGCAGUUCAAGAUGUUCCACAAGCCGUACUUCAGCUGGAAGGGUAGCUACGUGGUGACGCAGGUUCACGCGGAAAAGGCAGUUUCGUUCGACAACGGCAUCGACGGCUCGGUGGCGGAGGAUUGCUUCUUCGCGAUGCGCGCCUUCGCCCAGGGCUACACGUUCAACUUCAUCGAGGGCGAGAUGUACGAAAAGUCCCCGUUCACGCUGACCGACUUCCUGCAGCAGCGCAAGCGCUGGCUCCAGGGCAUCCUGCUCGUCGUCCGCUCCACCGAGAUACCGCUGCGGAACAAGGUGCUGCUCGGCAUCAGCCUCUGCUCCUGGAUCACGAUGCCGCUCUCCACCUCGAACAUGAUCUUUGCCGCGAUCUACCCGAUCCCGUGCCCGAACCUGAUCGACUUCGUGUGCGCGUUCAUCGCCGGCUUCAACAUCUACAUGUACGUGUUCGGCGUGAUCAAGUCGUUCUCGCUGUACCGGUUCGGGCUGGUGAAGUUUCUCGCGUGCGUGCUCGGCGCCCUGUGCACCAUCCCGAUCAACGUGGUGAUCGAGAACGUGGCCGUCAUCUGGGGGCUGGUCGGGAAGAAGAACAAGUUCUACGUGGUGCAGAAGGACGUCCGGGCGCUCGUCACCGUCUAAGGCGCCGGGGAUGGCGGCCGGGGGUGGAGCGUAUGGUACAUGGUGUGUGGAUGGAGGGAAGUUUGCCGCGGUUCGCGGUCACCACACCUUUGCGUGUGCGCACGCCUCCCGCGUCGUUCACUGUUGGUGUGUCGAGAUCUCGAAAGCGUAAUGAUGAUGGGGAGUUAGUUUUUACGUGCGACACGCUCUUAGCGGUUAAGAUUUUUCUCCUUUUCGUUACCUCAUUCUAACUCCCCCCUCCUCUCCCAGGCAAAUGUACGCUACUUUACGGUGCGACUUCUGGCGCGCUACGUUCAGUGCAGAUACAAACGCGUUUUGGGCACUCUCAUACUACUGGGUGGCGCAUUGUGCUCCCCUUCUUCCCUUCUAUCUUCUCGUGUGUGUGUGCGCGCGCGCUUGCGAACCGGACAGAAUAGUAGUAAACUCGUUCAUCGGCACAUCACCGCUUCAACGCUUCAAGCAACUCCAGCACACCCCAAAAGGGCAGCACACCUUUUGGCGACGCUUGCGAGCAGGAAGCAGGAACAGUGCCGGAGGGGGGAAAAAGGGCGUAGAUUAGCUCUUAGCACCCGUCAAACACAGACCAAUAGUCCGGUUCUGCAAAGGUGGCGCAAAGCAGCACGAGCCCAAGCACUCCCACUCACAAACACCACUAAAGCGGGCAAAGGAUACGGUCGAAAAGCAAUUUUUAACGCGUAGCAUUACUAAGAGAGAGCACCAUUCUUUAUAUCAAAGCAAACGGGAAAACGGAAACGGAAGGAGGGGGGGGGGAUGAAAGGAUUAUAGCUAAAUAUCGGUAUUUUGAAUAUACAUUUAAAAAAAAAUCAAGGCGACUGACAACGGUCCCGCUACAGCAAAAACCCAGUCUCUAAAGAUAUUAAUGCAAGCAAAACACAAACAAACGUACCCGUGCGGACGGGGCGACAUAUCCUCCCGGUGUAUGUUCGCCGUCCGGCACUGCGUGUAAGCGCCACACGGCGAGCGGGCAGCAAAAAGAGUUCAUGUAGCAAACAAACAAACAAAACUGAUAGCGAAGCAAAGUGGGCAAACUUGUAAGGAAAGUAGAGGUCGCAGCCCCCCACACACCGCCGCCACUCGCCCGCACUGGACGAUUCUAACCAUCAAUGAUCACUACCUCUUCUUUUUUUCUUAUGUUUUCCUCACGCUGCGGAGAGGACGAACCCGGGACAAAACGAAAAUCGAACAGGGAAGCAACAAGCAUUUGCUUGUAUUUGUCAUGAUAUUAAAACGAAAUGGGUUUUGGUUUUAUCCCCUCCCCCCCUCCCCUUGCUAGAGUAGUGCGCCUGGCGGGCAGACAGAUAGAUUUAGCGCCCCACGUGAUUGGUGUGCUGCAUCACCCUAUAUCUAGUCCUUUGAUUCUGAGACGAGGAUACACAACAAUUCACACACACACACGCAACGCCAGCGCACAAGCGUUGACCCACAAUGCAGACCAUCCUUCUGGUCCGACCGAUAUAUUAUCGGUGUUUCCUGUCGUUCUGCUCGCGCAGCAGACGACGCUUGCGACUGCCGCGACCAUGUUGAUGGGAACAGCAAACAUACAAAAAGCGCGAUUCACGAGCGUUUUGCUUUGUUCAUUAUUAUUAUUAUUAUUAUUAUUAUUAUUUUCUUAGUUUAUUCGGGAUGUAUUUUUUAGGUUAAUCGUCACAAUGUGUGACACACAUUAGCAGCUGAUGCGAGGAAUACACCACGCUCGGGCUGAUAAUGGUUCAGAUUUUAAAAUAUUCUUAACGAAACCAAAAAACUUACUUCAUUUAUAGUUCACUGCAAGCUCGAGGCUGUCGUUGCAAAUUGCAUUUGUGACACAAUUGGGCCGCAGCACACACUCGUGCUUGGGCUUUCCUGCGAACUGAAUUAGCUGUUUGCACUUUUUCAUUAUUUCCUCCCCCCCCCCCCCCCGCGCCUCAUGUACUCUCCUGACUUAGAAUAGACCACUCAUCAUAGAAUUGCAAACGAAAAACAAAAAAAGAAACUAUGAUUUAGUACGUAAGCAAUCAACUCCAUUACAGAAUUGCAGCGUUGACGGCAAACGGACAAAACAAAACAAAAGAAAGUAUGAUCUAGCAUGUAAGCAAUUAGGCUGUCAGUGUUAAGCAAAUCACGACCCCGCACCACCGUCAUCCCUUCCCCCCUCAAAAAGCAAAGGCUCAAAAGGAAAGCUAAGCAGGAGUAGAUUCUUUUUUUUUUGUUACGAAAUGCGCGCUAUUUAAGUUGUUUAUUGUUGUUGAAACUGCUAUUUUCAGCCGACAAUAGGUCGGCAUUCGGUGACUUUUGCUAAAUUGACCCGUUACUCUGCUGAUCGAGCCAACCGUUGGAACGGUAUUUUAGGCCGAGCCCUGUGAAUGAACUGCCGGGGCUCUCUAGUUUACGUUUAAAUAGAUUUGUUUCGACUAAUCGGAAAACGGAAUCUCGAUUCGCCUCGCUUGGAGCGGCAUUUUUUUUUUUUU
Messenger RNA from Anopheles coluzzii, 4797 nucleotides. RefSeq names its product beta-1,4-mannosyltransferase egh. NCBI's taxonomy places the organism in Eukaryota, Metazoa, Arthropoda, Insecta, Diptera, Culicidae. The record is from RefSeq and is a predicted model, not a curated record. Bases 953 to 2329 code for a protein of 458 amino acids. Gene Ontology annotation, cellular component: cytoplasm. Gene Ontology annotation, molecular function: beta-1,4-mannosyltransferase activity. The transcript is spliced from 3 exons.